GUCUUGCACAGGUGUACCGGCUCCUCCCCUUCAGUCUUGCACAGGUGUAGCGGCUCCUCCCCUUCAGUCUUGCACAGGUGUACCGGCUCCUCCCCUUCAGUCUUGCACAGGUGCACCGGCUCCUCCCCUUCAGUCUUGCACAGGUGUACCGGCUCCUCCCUUUCAGUCUUGCACAGGUGCACCGGCUCCUCCCCUUCAGUCUUGCACAGGUGUACCGGCUCCUCCCCUCCAGUCUUGCACAGGUGUACUAGCUCCUCCCCUUCAGUCUUGCACAGAUGUACCGGCUCCUCCCCUUCAGUCUUGUACAGGUAUGCUAGCUCCUCCCCUUCAGUCCUGCACAGGUGUACCGGCUCCUCCCCUUCAGUCUUACACAGGUGUACUGUUUCCUCCCCUUCAGUCUUGCACAGGUUUACUGGCUCCUCCCCUUCAAUCUUGCACAGGUGUACUGGCUCCUCCCCUUCAGUCUUACACAGGUGUACUGGCUCCUCCCCUUCAGUCUUGCACAGGUUUACUGGCUCCUCCCCUUCAAUCUUGCACAGGUGUACUGGCUCCUCCCCCUUCAGUCUU
Staurois parvus is the source of this 567-nucleotide messenger RNA. NCBI's taxonomy places the organism in Eukaryota, Metazoa, Chordata, Amphibia, Anura, Ranidae. The record is from the annotation of a GenBank genome assembly.